Messenger RNA from Mauremys mutica (yellowpond turtle), 3515 nucleotides. RefSeq names its product neuregulin 2 (gene NRG2). Gene Ontology annotation, molecular function: signaling receptor binding. Bases 392 to 1840 code for a protein of 482 amino acids. The record is from RefSeq and is a predicted model, not a curated record. Lineage: Eukaryota; Metazoa; Chordata; Testudines; Geoemydidae. The transcript has 11 exons. Gene Ontology annotation, biological process: nervous system development; intracellular signal transduction; animal organ development.
GGGGUGCGCACAGCUUGCGUGGUUCAGAAAUCACAUCUGGAUAACGGCUGUUCCUCCAAAACUGAAGAAACUGAAGAGCCCAAAUGUUCACGUCGGGGAAAAAAUUUCACUGAAAUGUGAGGCUACUGCAGGGAAUCCCCAGCCCUCCUACAAGUGGUAUAAAGAUGGCAAAGAACUGAAGAAGAGCAAGGACAUCCGAAUAAAAUAUGGGAAUGGCAAAAAAAUUUCCAGGCUGCAGUUCAAUAAGGUGAAGCUGGAAGACGCUGGGGAGUAUAGCUGUGAAGCCGAGAAUGUGCUAGGGAAAGACACAGCAAAAGGCAGCCUUAAUGUGAGAAGUGGAACAACGAAUGCACCACAAGUCUUACCUGCUUCAGAAACUAAAUUAGUUGUAAUGGAAGACGAGUUAGCGACCACACUCUCCUCCUGGUCAGGACACGCCAGAAAAUGCAACGAAACAGCCAAAUCCUAUUGCGUCAACGGCGGAGUGUGCUACUACAUCGACGGGAUCAAUCAGCUGUCUUGCAAAUGUCCAAAUGGAUUCUUCGGACAGAGAUGUUUGGAAAAACUGCCUUUGCGAUUGUACAUGCCAGAUCCUAAGCAAAAAGCUGAAGAGCUCUAUCAGAAGAGAGUUUUAACCAUCACUGGGAUCUGCGUUGCAUUGCUUGUGGUUGGAAUAGUAUGUGUGGUCGCUUACUGUAAAACCAAAAAACAACGAAAACAAAUGCAUAACCAUUUACGGCAAAAUAUGUGUCCCGCCCAUCCAAACCGGAGCCUUGCCAACGGCCCCAGUCACCCUCAGCUGGAUCCGGAGGAAAUUCAGAUGGCUGAUUAUAUUUCUAAAAACGUUUCUGCCACUGACCAUGUGAUACGGAGGGAAACAGAGACGACGUUUUCAGGAAGUCAUUCCUGCUCCCCAUCUCACCAUUGCUCCACAGCUAGUCCAACUUCAAGCCAGAGGCAGGAAAGCCACACAUGGAGCUUGGACCGCACGGAGAGCCUGACUUCUGAUUCGCAGUCUGGUAUGAUGCUCUCUUCAGUGGGAACCAGUAAAUGCAACAGCCCUGCCUGCGUCGAGGCCCGCACCCGGCGAGGAGCUGCGUAUUGCAUUGAGGACUCGAGAAGACCCACGAUGCAAUACAGGGAUUCUGUGGAUUCGCUGCGAGACUCGCCACACAGCGAGAGGUAUGUGUCUGCUCUGACAACACCAGCACGUCUGUCUCCUGUUGACUUCCAUUACUCACUUGCUGCACAGGUACCUACCUUCGAGAUCACCUCCCCCAAUUCUGCUCACGCGGUGUCCCUUCCACCUGCGGCACCCAUUAGCUUCCGAGUGGAAGAGCAGCAGCCUUUACUGCGACGCUAUCAGGUGCCCUUCCAGGAUAUGCAGAGAUAUGACAGUUACUACCAAAGGAAGAGCUACUUGAAUGAGAGCAUGGGGAGCCUGCCUUCGAGCCCCUUCCGCAUCACGGAGGAUGACGAGUAUGAAACGACACAAGAGUACAUCCCAGCACUAGAACAACCAAAGAAAACAGCUAGCAACAACAGGCGGUGGAAAAGAUCUAAACUCAACGGGCAGGUCUCACACAGAGCCCGGACGGUCAGAGACUCCUUCUCAGGAAGCAGUGCUUCAUAUAGUGAGUCUGAUGAGGAGCUCAUGGCGGAGAGCACCCCGUUCUUAAGCAUUCAAAACACUGAGGCAAUGAACACAGAUUCGCCGCCGCUGUAUCGGCCAGGAGACAGCAGGACUUACUAUUCCUUCGAGAGACAAAGCGCACAGUUGGAGAGCGGGCAAAGCAGAUCGACACACACGAGACCCAAACAGGACUCGGCUCCUCUUUAGAAGCCACACAAACUCACGCACCCACAAACACACCUGUAUCGAAAAGGAGGAAAGAUAUUUUUAUUUUGUAUAAAAGAGGAAAAAAUAUAACAAAUCAAAUGUUUUAUUUUCAUUUUAGCAAAGUUGUCUUAUAAUAGCUAACAGCAAAGACUUUUUUAUAGGGAAUCUCUAUUUAUAUGUAACAUCUUGACUUACAGCUUCCGAGAGAAAAACAAACACAAACAAAACAAAAUAAAUAAAUAAUAAUAAAAAAAAAGAUGGGCCAAUUUUUGACAACUUAAAAAUAGAAAAAAAAAUCGUGGUGCCUUUUUUUGCUGUAUGCUAAUGCCAGAGUCCAUGCUGAGGAUUACGUUUUAGUAGCAUUCUUAAGAUCAUAGGUUUUAGUUCAAGACAACUUACCAUGUUAAGGGCACUUUCCCAUUUGAAAAAACAGCACCCUCCACUUUGUCCCAUCUCUGGAUGUUUAUGAUCUCGUUCUUUAAAACAUUGUUAUAACACACAAAUUACAUGUGUAUGUAUGUUCUCAUGAAUACCUCCUAAGGGGAAUCCAUCUUGCCCACUCAAAUAGUUGUAGUUUUGCUUAUUUCAGGGUGGGGAAAUUACAUACCAGAAUACAGAAGUAAUGGGGUUUUUUUUGCAACAUAGGUAGGAAGAGGGGAAAAAAGCAUACAGUAGCAACAACCCUUACAAUAUAUUUGUUGACCGUGUUACUUGUGGGGUCCCAAGUAAAUUUCACUCAUUUUGGCACGGUUUUGUGAAGUUGUAGUCAAAUGAAUAAAACGUUUACAUGGAUGUGGUAAAAUAUUAUGUAUUUAUAUAUGGUUGAAUCCACUUUAUUGGUGCAGACCCUGAUGGGAAGGGAAACAGCCCAUUGCAGCAGUUACAGACAAGCACUCUCGCCUGGUCAAUUGUUUUAAAAGAUGGCAUUACAGUAUUACAAGAAACAAUGUGAAGCUUAGACAGGGUUACAUAUUGGCCAUGAUAGUACGGAAGAGUAGAGCAAAGGACAUGGAGAAGUUAGUGACAGCACGACCACCAGUAUAGCCCUGCUAGUUGCUGUGAAUCAGCUACAGAUAGUGUUGAGUGUGCUCCAUAUGCAAUUAAUCCCUGUUUAAAGUCACUGCAAUGCAUCCCCAGGACCCUGCCCCUGGCCAAUGAAACAGGCGGGCAAUGUAGCAGGAAAGCCAGUCAGUGGAUUCUUCUGUAUCCAUGUGCCGUAUAUUGUAAAGAAAGUUGUUAUUGUAAUGUGCCAGUGUUAACAUAAUAACUUGCUAUCAAAGAUGGACAUCAUGUUUGGGGCAGCCCUGGCCCCUGGCUCAAAGAGACAGUGCUGUGUGUCCAAGCAACGGAACAUUCACAUGUGAAAGUGCCCCUCCUUUCAGUUCACUGCAGCAACCCUGUUUACAUUGUAGCCUGACAUUUCUUUUUAUAUUUUCACUUCUGCAUGUCCUUUGCAUUUCAGAUACUGUAGAUUGGAUGCAUGGUGAAGCUGUGACUGAGAAGAUAAUACAACAAUUGACAGUUUAUUUCAUUUAACUUUUAGCAAUAAAGUAACUAAACCCUCUAUUCCUCACCCACAAUGGGGUCAGAUGGAAACUCUGCUAAUUAGUCAUAAGAUGAUUGUAAACAUUUGCUCUGGAUUGUCUGAAUGUCUGAACUCUUGACUGUUUAACAC